CGGCUGGCCGCACACGCUCUGCCCUCCUCUCUCUCUCUCUCAUCUGAAUCCUCUUCUUCGACGCCUCCUCUUUUGUUCUUUCUUCGCCUCUCAGAUCGAUACGGGGCUUUCCUCUCUUCUUCUCCUCCGUUGCUUCUUUCUUUCGGUUUCUGAAACCAUUGGGACCUCCUCCUUGUCUCGUUUGAUCUUUGUCGUCCGUCCAUGGCCGUGGAGGCGCUCCACAUGGUAAAGGAGACUUUCGGCGGGCGGCCGCCGCUUGCAGCCGCCGUGACAACGGCAGCGGCGGCGGCGGCGAAGGAGAUUCCGACGACACCGUCUCAGCGGGCGGGCUCAGGGAAGGAGACGCAUUUCCGCGGUGUGCGGAAGCGGCCAUGGGGAAGGUUUGCGGCGGAGAUCAGGGACCCGUGGAAGAAGACGCGGAAGUGGCUGGGUACCUUCGACACCGCCGAGGAGGCGGCGCGAGCGUACGACAACGCCGCCCGCAACCUCCGCGGGCCCAAGGCCAAGACGAACUUCGCGCUUGAUGGGGAGGACGGCAGCUCGCCGGAGUCCGGCGUCGGCGGCGGCGGCGAAGGAAGGGAGCAGCUUCCGAAGUGGCGCGGUUUCUACGGGGUGUGUCCCCGCGACCUGACGGUGACGGUGGCAGUGCCGCCGCCGGUGCUGACGGCGGCGGCGUCGGAUACGGCAACCGGCAAAGAGAGGGAUUCGGUGUUGGAGGCGAGAAGGGAGGAGGCCGGCAAGCCGAAGGAGAAACGGCGCUUCCUCUUCGACCUCAACUUUCCGCCACCCCUCCUCUGAGAGUUACUUUCUUCUCUUUUAUUUUUUAUUUUUGCGUCUUUCUUCGUUGCACAUCUUGUAGUCGCUCCCUCUCCGGCUCUCUCUCUUCCCGUGAUGUAAAUAUAAUUUUUAACGGCCUAAUGAUGAUGGAGUUACAGCAUAUAUUCAAUGGA
Messenger RNA from Nymphaea colorata (pocket water lily), 950 nucleotides. Its product is annotated as ethylene-responsive transcription factor 4-like. NCBI's taxonomy places the organism in Eukaryota, Viridiplantae, Streptophyta, Magnoliopsida, Nymphaeales, Nymphaeaceae. The transcript has a single exon. The coding region runs from base 202 to 798 and encodes 198 amino acids. Gene Ontology annotation, biological process: regulation of DNA-templated transcription. The record is from RefSeq and is a predicted model, not a curated record. Gene Ontology annotation, molecular function: DNA-binding transcription factor activity; DNA binding.